Molecule: messenger RNA, 1021 nt
Organism: Spea bombifrons (plains spadefoot toad)
Lineage: Eukaryota; Metazoa; Chordata; Amphibia; Anura; Pelobatidae
Gene: TRIQK
Product: triple QxxK/R motif containing
Exons: 4
Coding region: 158-415 (85 amino acids)
Cellular component (GO): endoplasmic reticulum membrane
Source: RefSeq, a predicted model, not a curated record
CAGGGCCUGGGUAGUCCACGCAGGAGAGUCGUGGGUGCGUGGCAGUGAUACCCUGCAACAAGGCAGGUUGCAACUCUCAUUAUACUCAGCCAGGAGCUGUAGUGCUAUAUCCGUCGGGCGGAGAAAGCUUGGAGCUCCGCUAGAUUAGGAAGAUAAAAUGGGUAAAAAAGAUGCUUCAUCGUCAAGAUUACCGGUUGAUCAAUACCGGAAGCAAAUAGGAAGACAAGACUACAAGAAAACCAAGUCCGUAUUAAGAGCAACAAGAUUAAAAGCAGAAGCCAAGAAAACGGCAAUAGGGAUAAAGGAGGUGGUUCUUAUCCUGGUAGCCCUAUCCGUGUUUCUGUUGGCCGCCUAUGCCUUCUUCUACCUUAAAAUGACUUCAGAAGAGAACUCUAACGAAGACUUCAGUAAUUAGGUUCCGGAAGAUGUCAGUCCAUGCGUGUAAUGAGUAAAAUAACUCUAGACUGCUGUGCACUAAAGGACUUUCCGAAUGCAAAUAUCCAUAGAAUAGGAGCAAUAUUUUAAUUAUUGCACUCCUGACAGUUGAAACAUUCCAUUUCUCAAAUACGGUGUAAAAUAGUCUUGAUACAUAAUGAUUGUUAUUACUGUCACUUUCUAUAUCAGAAAUAUAUUGAUUGUCUGCUUAAACAUAGCAAAAAUUCACUUUUUGAUAUGCCUUUGAUGAUUUUUUAAAUGAAAUUCUUGAACAAAUGUACCGUUUAAAUAACUUUAGGUUUAACCUCUAUGUUGCGAAACAUUUUAAAGAUUUCUUUGGUGCAGGACCAAAAAAAUGUUGACAAUGUAGGGAGAGAGCAGUAAGCGAAAGAAUGAUACAUUCCUGGUGAAUCUUACUUUAUUCUAAAUUAUGUUUGAUUUUAAAAUGAUAGGCACACUGUGAUUGUACAUGCUUAUGUCAACAUUUCAAAAAGGAGGAAUAUGUUUUAAUUAAACUCAUUAAAAUAUUACCGUAAUAUGUAUGUGGUAUGUGCUUUAUUCUCAAAUAUAUACCAGUUUCUGAGAG